AGGGAGCUUUUGUUUGCUCGAGGAUGGAACUGCGGUUGGUGGCACAGAGCACGCCGGCUCGCGGUCGCAGCCAGCACGGGAAAGGUUGGUAGGUGGCGGGCAGGUAAAAGAGGAAACGAACCCAAGCGACAGACGGGCAGCGUGGGGAGGCCGCCGCCGUUGCGGUAUAUAAACGGACGCUCGCCGUUGGGGGACCAACCGAAGCAGCGACAGAGCUCUUCCCUCCCACACGCUCGGCGCUCUGUCCGCCAGAAAUCUCGUCGCUGGUCAGUGCUCUCACUUUUGCUUUGCCGCGUAAUCCCGCACCUCAUUUUUAUCUCCACGCCCAGCCGCCUGCUUUCGGCGACUCCGAGGUUUCUCCGUCCGGUUCCGUCGUCGUCACAGCUACCUUUGCUCCGGCCCGCAGGUAGAAGAGAAUCGUGCCAUUUGUCAUGUCAGGAGGAUCUUCACCAUCAUCAAGGCGAAACAGCUUUAAUUCUUUGUCUAAGGACCUAGACCUUCCUUCAGAGCAAGGUUGUCUCUCCAUUGUUGUACUUGGGGCUUCUGGUGACCUUGCUAAGAAGAAAACAUUCCCAGCCCUCUACCACCUCUUUGAGCAGGGAUUCAUACAAUCUGGAGAAGUCCAUAUAUUUGGUUAUGCUAGAUCAAAUCUUUCUGAUGAUGGGUUAAGAGAACGCAUUCGUGGGUAUCUCAAAGGAGCCCCAGAAGAUCUUUCAGAAUUUUUGCAACUAAUAAAAUAUGUCAGUGGUUCCUAUGAUACUGGAGAAGGAUUUGAGAAACUGAACAGGGCAAUAUCAGAGUAUGAGGUGUCAAAGAGUUCAGGAAGCUAUCGCAGGCUCUUUUAUUUGGCAUUGCCUCCAUCUGUCUACCCUUCAGUGUGCAAAAUGAUCAGAACAUAUUGCAUGAAUCCAUCUUCUCACCCUGGAUGGACCAGAGUCAUUGUUGAGAAGCCCUUUGGAAAGGACUUGGAUUCCGCUGAAGAAUUAAGUGCCCAACUUGGGGAGCUAUUCGAGGAACACCAACUAUACAGGAUAGACCAUUACCUGGGAAAAGAGUUGGUCCAAAACUUGCUUGUUCUUCGUUUUGCCAACCGAUUAUUCUUGCCUCUUUGGAACCGCGACAAUAUUGAUAAUAUACAGAUUGUAUUCAGGGAAGACUUUGGUACUGAAGGGCGUGGAGGAUAUUUUGACCAAUAUGGAAUCAUUCGUGAUAUCAUUCAGAAUCAUUUACUGCAGGUUUUCUGUUUGGUUGCAAUGGAAAAGCCUGUCUCCCUUAAGCCUGAGCACAUCAGAGAUGAGAAAGUCAAGGUUCUGCAAUCUGUGAACCCUAUUAAGCCUGAAGAGGUAGUCCUUGGGCAAUACGAUGGCUACAAGGAUGACCCUACAGUGCCAGAUGACUCGAAUACCCCAACUUUUGCAUCUGUUGUUCUUCGGGUACACAAUGAAAGAUGGGAAGGUGUUCCUUUCAUUCUUAAAGCUGGUAAAGCAUUGAGUUCAAAGAAAGCAGAAGUUCGGGUGCAAUUCAAGGAUGUCCCUGGUGACAUUUUUAGAAGCAAGAAGCAAGGAAGAAAUGAGUUUGUUAUACGCCUCCAACCAUCAGAAGCCAUGUACAUGAAACUAACUGUUAAGAAGCCUGGGUUAGAAAUGGCUACUGAACAAAGUGAACUUGAUCUGUCAUAUGGGAUGCGGUACCAAAAUGUCAAAAUUCCUGAGGCAUAUGAACGCCUUAUCUUGGAUACAAUAAGAGGUGAUCAGCAGCACUUUGUUCGCAGAGAUGAGCUACAGGCUGCUUGGAAGAUCUUCACUCCUUUGCUGCAUGACAUUGACGACGGCAAGCUGAAGGCCCUCCCGUAUGAACCUGGCAGCCGGGGACCCAAGGAAGCCGACGAAUUGAGCGCGAGAGUUGGAUACGUGCAGACCCACGGUUACAUAUGGGUACCGCCGACCCUUGCAUAGAAGAGAAUACGAAUUGUUUGUACCUAGGAAGAUCCGAGUGUCCUACAAUAAAGCUGUGCGUAUAUGCUCAUUUUCGCUAUAUCGCCUGCCGUUGUAAUAAUGUUGUGCUGGAUAUGAAAUAAAAUUGCGUGUUCCAUUCAGUAUAUGCAAUGGCCAGCGAUGGAAUGUUGUUUUA
Zea mays is the source of this 2130-nucleotide messenger RNA. Its product is annotated as glucose-6-phosphate 1-dehydrogenase, cytoplasmic isoform. Gene Ontology annotation, molecular function: glucose-6-phosphate dehydrogenase activity; NADP binding. The transcript is spliced from 16 exons. Gene Ontology annotation, biological process: glucose metabolic process; pentose-phosphate shunt, oxidative branch. Bases 432 to 1955 code for a protein of 507 amino acids. Lineage: Eukaryota; Viridiplantae; Streptophyta; Magnoliopsida; Poales; Poaceae. Gene Ontology annotation, cellular component: cytosol. The record is from RefSeq and is a predicted model, not a curated record.